AUGGGAGACAUGGACGUACCUAGUCCAUCUCUGAGUCUCUUGCGCGCUAUCAGUCCCUACAGCAUGACGUUUUUGCAUCGCGGGCAAACGCGAGCACAAGUGAUCGACACGCUCGCCAAGCUCAUCUAUGUACCCGAGACCGACGGCCAUCGAGUCUGGCUGCUCAUUAGUCAAGUUGAAUGCGUCAUCGCACUUUUGGUGAGCGUAUACCUGCUCUUGCGAAAAAAGACGUACUGCACGCUCUGGCUUGUCUCGAAGAGGGAGUCGGCAUUUGGCGGUUUGUACGUGACCAAUGCAGUCUUCACUCUGGUGAUCGGGAUAGGUGUCUAUCUACUAGCUUGGAGGGCUACAGCGAUCACGGCAACAGCGUUUUCGAUUGCGCGCCGCAGCUCGAUUGCGUGGUGGUGGAUCAUUCCGGCUCCGUGGACGCCGCUCGUGGUUGGUGCAUACGUCAGCAUGCAUGGCUUCAUCCUCAGUUCUAGUCCGCGAUCUCCACUGUCGCCCGUCAACUCGGCGCGGAACGCUGAAUGGUUCUACUUGCCGGUAGCCAAGAGGCCUGCUGUUGUCAACACAACCCUCGUUCUUGCGCCUGUUCUGUAUGUGAUGGCCACUUUGGUCAUCUGUGGCUUUGCUGCUCAACAAUAUCAUGUCGCCAAGCAUCUGGCCUCAGACAUUCUGCCCAUCGACAUCCUCGACAAGAUCACGUACAAUUCCAACUCCGGACACUUGGAUUCUAGCCUGACAGACGUCUUGGCAUCCGACGAUUUGCUAUGCGCCUCGCGCCGAGUGGCUGCUGCGUAUCUGGAUGUGCACAGGCUUGUCUGCAUCAACCUGAUCCUGUCGAGCAUUGGCGCGUUCUGCAUUUCCAUGGCGGCUGGCUUGUACGGUGUACCGAACAGCGUGUAUCUUGUCGAUCACGCGUGUUCUCUUGAUGCCACUAGCGCGGCUUGUACCAUGAACCAUGUGCAGAAAACCAUGUGGUUGAUCAGCAGAGGUCGGUCGACGCAUUCGGACCAAGCUGCUGGAUCGCCGAGCGCGAAUACGUGCAAGAUGACGCUGUUUGCCCAAGCCUAUGUGUGGCUGAUCGUGAUUUGUGCGCCACUGUUUGGCGUGGUCCCGAUCGUCAUUGUGGCCAGCUCGUUUCCAAGCGAGGUGCAGAAUGGCGACUUUAGUCCGACGUUGCGCGUCGUCAUUGUCAUGGUCAGCCUGAUCAUCCUUGUCGGCGUAGGAUUGUAUGUAUUUAUAUGUACCGUGUUCACAUUGGAUCCUCUCUUCCGUUCGGCGCUCGGUCUCAACUUGUUGAGGACUCGCAUUCGGAUCGAGGUGAAAAUCGUCGAGAGUGCGAUCGAAUGCGUUGCGACGGGACACGCAUCGUCAAGUGUCGAAUCGACAGUCAAGGUGCACGAACCCGGUCUCGACACGCCUAGCAACGGCCUUGGAUCGGUAGAGCGUUGCUUGCUUGCGUCCAACCAUUUGCUUCUCCCAAGUGGCGAUGCCCAGCUUUCGACUACCAACGCUUGGUCUUCUUCGUCCACUUUGGUGGAUCUCGCCAGAGAUCCACUUGGCCAUCCUGUGCACCAACUCAAAAACAUGCAUUGA
Mycosarcoma maydis (corn smut) is the source of this 1599-nucleotide messenger RNA. RefSeq names its product Dkh6 virulence factor. The transcript has a single exon. The record is from RefSeq and is a predicted model, not a curated record. Bases 1 to 1599 code for a protein of 532 amino acids. Lineage: Eukaryota; Fungi; Basidiomycota; Ustilaginomycetes; Ustilaginales.